Molecule: messenger RNA, 1881 nt
Organism: Thermothielavioides terrestris NRRL 8126
Lineage: Eukaryota; Fungi; Ascomycota; Sordariomycetes; Sordariales; Chaetomiaceae
Exons: 4
Coding region: 1-1881 (626 amino acids)
Biological process (GO): regulation of DNA-templated transcription
Cellular component (GO): nucleus
Molecular function (GO): transcription cis-regulatory region binding; DNA-binding transcription factor activity, RNA polymerase II-specific
Source: RefSeq, a predicted model, not a curated record
AUGGACCCUCAAGCACCGUCCUCCCCGUCUUCACCGUCCUCCUCUUCACCUCCGCCUCCUCCAGCUCCUGCCUCGUCCGACCUCGGCGGCCAGGCCCACGGACACGCCGCGUCCCCAACGAGCAGCGACGCGCCCCAGGGCCCCAGCUCGCAGUCAAUGCAAUCCACACCACCGCCUGUACCCCAGCCCGCAGUGGAGGGCGCCCCCGCUGGCGGUGGCCGCCAUCCCAGGGCCAAGAGGAAGCGGACCACAGCUCGAGACAAGGAUAUCCUCGAGGAGGAAUUUAGGAAGAACUCCAAACCCGACAAGGAGGCGCGCGCCGAGAUCGUCAAGCGCGUCUCUCUGACGGAGAAGGAAGUGCAGAUCUGGUUCCAGAACCGGCGCCAAAACGCUCGUCGGAAAGCGCGUCCGUUGUCGCCCGAGGAUCUCGCAGCUAUCGCAUACGGUCCUGUGAAACUCCUCCCGGGCAGCUCUGUGGAGCCCGCCAAUUAUGCGUCCGCGCCCGUCCCCUGCUUGCCGCCGCCAGAGCAGACCGGCGCCUUUGGGUCCCACUCCGACCCUGCCAGCUCUCUGUCCUCGAGCGAGGCCGAGAAAGCGGAUGAGCGGCCGCAAUGGGGCAGACCAUGGGAACUGCCAGCGCCUGCUGGCCAGAGGGCAGGCGAGUCUCAGCAACCUAUUUCUCGGUCGUUUGCUGGCGAAGUUGGUUAUCUAGCCAACCGGCGGAAUCGCACCAGCCCCUCUCCUGCCUCCUCAACGCCCUCUCACCUCGGCCGGGACGACUCCUUCAGGUCCGAGCCCUUCCCGUCCUGCUCCCCACCCUCCGCUGCUUCUCCAGCGCUGCCUACUCCACCAAGCUCUCUCCGGCUGUCCACCUCCCUGGAGGGCAAGGCGGAGGUCGUUCCCUCAACCUUUUCUUCGCCGCCGCACCCUACCGGGGCCUCUCGACCGUCAGACGCGCUAUACCGGCCAGAGCCUCUCCCUAGACUGGACCUCCAACCUAGUCGCGGUACUAUUACUCUUCCGCCCAUCUCGACGCUUACCGACUCCCUGCCACCGCCUCCCGCGACCAGCGAGCCGCUGCCUCCCCGCCUGACGAGGGGCCGGUCGCGCGACCCUCAGGCGUGGGAAUACUGCUGCCUUUCCAAGAACCGCGAGGAUACCCUGACAAUGCAAGCCAAGCACGAGAGCAGUGGCUCGGCCGUCGCCGAAAUCCAUCUCAUCCGAUCGACGAGUCUGACAGCUGGCACCUCCGCGAGACAAAGCACCGAUGUGAAGCGCAAGACUGCCGCUGCACAUCACGGGCUGUCCCGUCGCGACGUGGCAAAGAAACCUCGACUGAGCAGAUCGGCGAGCAGUCAGGCGAGGAUUGAGACGACCCUCGGUCCCAGUUCAAGGCACAAUAUCAUGAGGGAAACUCCCGCAGUAUCCCGGUUGGACAAAACCAAGACAGAUACGGAGGCGGCGUUGGCUGGUAACGAUUCGGAUAAGGAGAACUGGAGCCCAGACGAAAACGGCAACUCCCGCCCCUUCCGCCGCGUACCAUCCGGGAGUGGCUCACUUAGCCGGCGAUCGCUUCCCUCCGGGCCGACUACCGUAGCUAAGAUCAACCGCCGCCGGUCGCUGCACGAAGGGCGCAGCUCGCCCUUCCUCUCCAGCCGUGCCCACACCGCCCCCACGAAUGGCUUCCAACACCGGCGACGCGAACGAGCACAAUCCCCGCUCCAGAUAUACGAGGACGCCGAGGACUGCAGCCCGGAAUCGGACAAAGUCCCGGAUGACGAGGUGGAGCGCUUCAUGCGCGGCGACGUCAGUCCCAGUAAGAAGGGCGACGCCGACGCCGUCGCCAGUCUGCUCUCCCUUAGCCAGGGCAAGUGGCGGUGA